AUGCGAGCUCUGGAAAUGAAGAACCCAGCGUUAAUACUUGAGAGCCCAAACAGGCAUAACAUAAGUUAUGCUGCCCAAGUGAUUAACCAUGAUCUUGCAAAAACGUUUCAAACAAUGGUUCAAGAAUUGCAAGAAAAGAAAGGAUGUACUGAAAGGGCAAUUAUAUACUGCCAAACUAUCAAAGUCACCACUUACUUAUAUUCCUUUUUCGCAUCAGAAGUAGGUGAUGACAUGUAUGUUGACGACUCCAUGGAUCCCAAAAAGAGAACUGUUGAAAUGUUUCAUAGCAGGAUAGAUGAACUGAAUAGAGAUCAUAUAUUAGAGUCCAUGGGCAAACCGGAUGGUUCAGUUCGAGUUUUAAUUGCAACCAUUGCUUAUGGCAUGGGAAUUGAUUGUAAGAAUGUGACAACUGUCAUUCACUAUGGUCCUUCUUACAACUUGGAGACAUACAUGCAAGAGAGUGGAAGAGCUGGAAGAUCAAAUAUGCAAAUGUGCAAGUCUGUCAUCCUGUAUUCAAGCUUAAUGAUGAUGCAUUGUUCCGAUGAAAUUAAGAGUUAUGUACGUGAAUCAUCAAAGUGCAGAAGAAAGAUGCUGUUAGAAAGCUUUGAUGUUGACUUGAAUAACCUGCCUGUGACACAAUACCCUCACCAUUGUUGUGAUUUUUGCAAAAAAAACUGCAAAUGCUGUGGGACAUAUUGUGAUUUUGUAUACUUUACAUCAAUGUCUAUUAGCAAUCAAGAAGCUGCAAUGGAAUGGAGUCUUUGUGCUCAAGAAAAGUUACAGAUGCUCAAAGAACAGCACUUGCCCAAAAGUUGACAUAUUUAAAGAUGGUUUUAAAAGAACAAUUUUUAAAAAAAGCUAAGAUUGCAAAUGUACCUAUGUUUACACCUACAAAGUUAGCUGGUGCAUUUGGAGAUCCUGAAAUAGAACAAAUAUUGCAACAUUGUGAGAAAAUUUUUUCUGUUGCUUCUAUUUUUAAGUUUGUUAAUAUCUGGCAUACAAGUGUGGCAAAUGACGUUUUGUUUGCAUUUUCAAACGUCUUUGAAGAUAUUGAUGUAGCUGAAUCUGAAGAAACAGAACUUGACAAUAUAGAAGAGUUCUCUUUUGAUAAUAUAUUUGAUUUUGAUGAACAAGACUCAUUGCUGGCCAGCGUUGAAGAACUAUUUACUAUUGCAGAGGAUAGCCUUAUUGAAAAUGCUGAAGAAGAGUAUGACACUGAGUAG
Messenger RNA from Paramuricea clavata, 1223 nucleotides. The record is from the annotation of a GenBank genome assembly. Lineage: Eukaryota; Metazoa; Cnidaria; Anthozoa; Malacalcyonacea; Plexauridae.